Messenger RNA from Hyphopichia burtonii NRRL Y-1933, 1550 nucleotides. RefSeq names its product threonine--tRNA ligase (gene MST1). The coding region runs from base 110 to 1522 and encodes 470 amino acids. The transcript has a single exon. Lineage: Eukaryota; Fungi; Ascomycota; Pichiomycetes; Serinales; Debaryomycetaceae. Gene Ontology annotation, biological process: mitochondrial threonyl-tRNA aminoacylation. Gene Ontology annotation, molecular function: threonine-tRNA ligase activity; ATP binding. The record is from RefSeq and is a predicted model, not a curated record. Gene Ontology annotation, cellular component: cytoplasm.
GAAUUUUGCUCGAAGUGCGGUAUCGAUUUUUUUUUUUAUUGAAUUUUUCAUAUUUUUCAUAACUGAAGAAAGGACAUUAACUUGUGAAUAAUACUUUAAUACGGGAGACAUGAGACCAAUUCUACCUGGCAAUAAAUUUCCGUUACCUUAUUCAACAAGAUGUUUUGUUUUUGGCGGGCAAAGGUGGUCAUCGAGUAAAGUAUCUUCUACUCAAGCUAAUCAAACUAUAUCGAACAAGCAGUUAUUAUACACCACGGAUCCUUUAACUCCAGGUUCAAUAUUCUUUUUACCGCAUGGAACUCGUAUUUUUAAUAAGCUUAUACACUUUAUGAAAAACCAACAACAGAAGUAUGGUUUCCAAGAAGUUAUAACCCCUCUUAUAUAUAAGACUAAGUUAUGGGAAAUGUCUGGUCAUUGGGAGAAUUAUAAAGAUGAUAUGUUCAAAGUUGUUGGUCAUGAUUUAAGUAAAGAAGAAGAAAUCCAUGAACAUAGUCACGAGCAUAAUGAUAAUAGCGAAGGUUUACAUGAUUAUGCUUUAAAGCCUAUGAAUUGUCCUGGCCAUUGUUUAAUUUUUUCCAAAUUUGAUAGAUCUUAUAAAGAAUUACCAGUUAGGUUUUCUGACUUUUCUUCUUUGCAUCGUAACGAGGCUAGUGGUGCGCUUUCUGGCUUGACAAGAGUACGUAGGUUCCAUCAAGAUGACGGUCACAUUUUUUGUGAAGCCCAUCAAAUUAAUGAAGAGAUCACCAAUACUUUAAACUUGAUUAAGGAUACCUAUAAAGUGUUUGGAAUAGGUGAGAAUGACAUUGAAUUUUUCCUUUCUACAAGACCAGAAGAUAAGUUUAUAGGUGAUGUAAAAGACUGGGAUCACGCAGAAUCAGAAUUAACUGCAGUUCUUGAUAAAACUGCAGGGAAUGAUAAGUGGUCAAUAAGAGAAGGUGAUGGUGCAUUUUACGGUCCAAAAAUUGAUAUUUUGUUGAAAGAUGCUUUCAAUAAGAAACAUCAAGUUGGUACAAUCCAAUUAGAUUUCCAAUUGCCUCAAAGAUUUGAUCUUUCUUAUAAGUCUCAAAGUGGUAACAAUGAUAAACGUCCAAUUAUGGUCCAUAGGGCUGUCUUUGGAUCCUUAGAAAGGUUUUUCGCUAUAUUAUUAGAUCAUUAUCAAGGUAAGUGGCCAUUCUGGUUGAAUCCAAGACAGGCCGUCAUCAUUCCUGUUAAUGAAUCACAUCAAGAAGCAGCUAAAGCCCUUCAAAAACAAUUACAGGGUGAUAUAAUGAGUGAACAGAAUGAAGUUUCUCCAAUGACCGGAUACAAUUUUUACGUGGAUGUUGAUGAUAGAUGGGAAUCCAUUGGGAGUAGAACGAGAGACGCUAUUUCAAAAGGUUACUCAUAUAUUUUAACCAUUGGUGAUAAGGACAUAUCAUCUCAAACUGUUGCCAUAAGAUCAAGAGAUGACAGAAAAAUCACCAGCAUGAGUGCAGAAGAAAUUUACCAAAAAUUCAUUGAUUUAGAACGUAACUAUCUCUAAUCAAUUUGUAUAUAUAAAUCUAAUCAUU